Molecule: messenger RNA, 772 nt
Organism: Heterotrigona itama
Lineage: Eukaryota; Metazoa; Arthropoda; Insecta; Hymenoptera; Apidae
Source: the annotation of a GenBank genome assembly
AAAAUAUGGGUUAGUAAAAAAAUAUUUUAUUAUAUAUUUUCAAGAUAUAUUUGUACAAGUAAGCAUAUUUACAUAUAUAAGCAAUUUAUAUAUAUAUAUUCAUUGUACGUAUGUUUUAUAAUUAUAGAUGCGAAUACAAAGUUAUGUCAAGGUAAAGAUAUCUUUGAAAGAAUGAAUUAUUUAUAUCAGGUAAUAACAAUCUUGAAUGGUUUUUCAUAUCUUAUUGUUAGAAAUUAAAGUAUAAUUAUUAAUAAAAAACUGUACUUUCAGGCAAGUUACUUAAUGGCAUUAAAAAACAGAGUUGCAGCAUCAUAUUACGGCAAUGUAAUGGUUGGUUGUGCAAAAAAAUCGGUUCUAAGAAUGUGAGUUUUAAGAAUUUAAUUAUCUAUAAUAUAUUUAAUUACUUAUAGUCUUAAAUUUAUUUAAUUAUAAUCUCAAUUAGUUAAGCAAAAGAUACAUAUAAUCUUUCUUUUUCAGAGAGUCAGAUAUUAAAAGAACAAUUUGUAAAUGUUGUCAGUCUCCACUUAUACCUGGUGAAACUGCAAGAGUACGAUUAGUAUCAAAACCAGUGAAAGGUAUAAAGUGGACAUGUUUAACAUGCUUAAGCAUUAAAAGGUAUCCUACAAAAAAAGGAUAUAAAUUAUGGACUGAACAACCGAAUUCAGUAGUUCUUAAUUAUACAUCGAAAUCAGUAGAUGAGAAGUCCGUUGUUGAGGCACAAAAGAGGAAUUUAGAUAAAGAAAACUCUGUGAAAGAUAUUGAAAAGAAUUGA